CUUUCCUUUAGUUGGUCCAGUGGCUUUGAUUAACACGAACGUUAGGAAAGUUAAAAAGAUUUGAUAUAAUUUGUAAUAAUGUGGCAUACAACUCAAGAUGGUAAAUACAGAGUUGAAUCUCUGUCGGCGACCACCUUCCCUGGAGUGGAAAAGUUAUUAACAGACCAUUUCUUUACCGAUGAGAACGUAUGUAUUGGAACAGAAGUAGACAAAAAUCCUUUAGCUGGGGAGGAGCAGUUAGAACUGAUUGCAGACGCGGCAUUAGACGGACUGUCAUUGGUGGCUGUUGAAAAUGAAACAGACGAAGUUGUUUCAGUAUUAAUCAAUAAAUUACAGGUGGCUCCGACAAAUUCUUCAGAAAAGAGCUUUUUUGAAGUAUUUGCAGAAGAGCGUUGCAAGCAACCGGAAUCGCGGGCCGUAGUGGACUUUAUGAUAGAUCUUGAUGCUAGGUGCAAUUAUUUCGAGAAGUAUGGUGUUGACUGCAGCAUCGAGUUAAUGUAUAUGGGAACCCAUCGGGAACACAGACGCAAAGGACUAGCCAAAUUGCUUGGUCAGACAACAUUGGAACUGGCAAAAAAAUACAGAGGAGGACCAUAUAAGAAAAUGACUGUAGAAGACUUGGGUCCAAAAUACGCUUUUAUAGCACCAAGAACACCAACCAGAAAGGACCCAAAAAUUUGCACAGGGUUGUGGUCAGCGCCCGGGUCUAAGAAAGUUGGUGAAGAUUUAGGAUUCGAAGUACUUCUUACGGUUUCUCUGAAGGAUUUCGUUUUCAAUGGUAAACCGUACACAGAUAGGAUUGGAGCUGAAGCUACUUGUGAAGGUGCUGCCAGAAGAAUUGAUUAAAAUAUUUUUGUAUUAUAUCAGUUUAGUAUUUUGUAAUAAAAUUGACUUUUUAUGUGGGA
This is a messenger RNA of Trichoplusia ni (cabbage looper), 905 nucleotides long. RefSeq lists its product as uncharacterized. Lineage: Eukaryota; Metazoa; Arthropoda; Insecta; Lepidoptera; Noctuidae. Bases 79 to 846 code for a protein of 255 amino acids. The transcript is spliced from 5 exons. The record is from RefSeq and is a predicted model, not a curated record. Gene Ontology annotation, molecular function: N-acetyltransferase activity.